AUGUUUUCAUUAGAGAGCACCGGUCUAACGGGUUUAUUCGUGAAUGAGCACCCGCACCGUGCCUUGACUGUGGUGUAUGGACGUAUUCUGAGAUCGUUGGAGCAGAUGCCUGUGAAUGCGGCGUAUCGACAGUAUACCGAGCAGAUUGUGAAGAGGAGACUGGCGCUGGUGCAGGAG
Molecule: messenger RNA, 177 nt
Organism: Anisakis simplex (herring worm)
Lineage: Eukaryota; Metazoa; Nematoda; Chromadorea; Rhabditida; Anisakidae
Source: the annotation of a GenBank genome assembly